Coccidioides immitis RS is the source of this 893-nucleotide messenger RNA. RefSeq lists its product as uncharacterized. Bases 270 to 530 code for a protein of 86 amino acids. Lineage: Eukaryota; Fungi; Ascomycota; Eurotiomycetes; Onygenales; Onygenaceae. Gene Ontology annotation, biological process: endoplasmic reticulum to Golgi vesicle-mediated transport. The transcript is spliced from 4 exons. The record is from RefSeq and is a predicted model, not a curated record. Gene Ontology annotation, cellular component: COPII-coated ER to Golgi transport vesicle; Golgi membrane; endoplasmic reticulum membrane.
AUUAUUCAUGUCUUGCUGCCCAUUCGCGGGACACCCUUCGUUGCGGUCGUUUGAUCGGAGCUCUACUCCGGGCGUUGUUCUCUCGUGGCCAGGACAAGCUCUCCACUCUCCAGCAGCUCACCUCCUCCGUCUUCCACUCUGUCCUAUCCCCGGCCUAACCACGACCAGCGCAAAUCCACACCCAUAAUUCACCAAGAGCGCCAAAGCUCGAUUUACGUUUCCAAAUGUAUUUUCGAUAGAUUUGCGCAUACAGAUCAAGAAAAACCAAAAUGUUCUUCUUCGUAUUUGGCAAGCUUCUUUACGUCGUCGUCCUAAUUAUCAACGCUAUCGCCGUCCUCUCCGAAGACCGGUUCCUUGCCAGAAUCGGCUGGGGUCGUACUCAAUCCGACCCAGGCUUCGGCGCCACGCACGAUGACUCCAGCAUCAAAGCCAAGUCCGUGAAUCUGAUCGCCAGUGUUCGAACGGUUAUGAGAAUUCCCCUGAUCGCUAUUAACACCGUGAUAAUUCUAUACGAGAUUAUAUUGGGGUAAAAGAGAACCUUUCUCUUUUAUUUUCCCGGGAUGAUUUAUUUGGGCCACAACUCUUCAAUACCAUAGAAUAUGAACUGGGUUCUUUUCUCUUCUUUUAUCUUUUUCGCAGUUGUUUCAGCUUUUGGCAUGAAAGCUGCCUUGGGCGUUAAUGUCAAGCUUGUCUAUGGGGCAUUACAUGACGGCGUUGAUUCCAUGGUGGCAUUGACAUUAUGUAUAGAUAACAACUCUUGAUGUAUGGGAGCACCGGGCUUUGAAUGCCGGAAGGGGGUGUGCACAGAGGGGUGGAAUAUAUCAGAAACAAGAACUUGGUAACCAAAGUGGGAUCUCUCCAGACAGUCUAACAACAUGUUGUUGCUGCACACA